ACAACUGUUAAAUAAUUAGCAGAUUUAAAUGGUUUUAAAAAUAAGAUGAUGGGAGACUUAAAAAUGUUACAGAUCUCUUUCAUGAUUUAUGUCUAUUAUUGACAAUUAUUUAUUUAUUUAUUUGUUUGUUUGUUAUUUCAGUCUACCCUUCUUGCUGUCUUUAGUUAUGAGUUUUCACAGCAGAACCCUAGAGACAAAUAUCACAAAGACUUUUUCACAAAGUCUUCAAACCGGGUUGUACGUAACGCAGUCAUGUAUAAUCAUGAGCAUACAAAACAGUGAAAGAAUUUAAAUUGAGAAUUGAGAGAAAACAUUCAUAGAUUCAGUCAUAACAAAAAUCUGGAAAGUUCUACCUCGAUUGCCAAAAGCCUUGAAACUAUGAUUUAAAGACACGUUGAUUAUUUUUACAGAAACACACAGUCUGAAUCUUGGCUGACACCUGAUAUUGACCUCAUCUUGAAGUCCUUUUUAGCAGCCAAGUGAUUCCGGAUUUUCAGGGCAAGUUUAGUUGCCAGGUUAUGAAAUACAGAGAUAUGCUGAGUGAUUGGGUUGAGAGCUGGAGCAUUAAGGAGGUGGCUCUCUGGCUAAAGAAGCAGGGAUUUGGUGAAUAUGUGGAGCUGCUUUGCACUAAGCAUCGUGUGGAUGGAGCUGCAUUGCUGUGUCUAACAGAACAUGACCUGCGAUCCCCACCACUGCAGCUCCCACGGCUCGGAGACAUCAAAAGGCUCACAGUUGCCCUUAGAGGGCUUCAGAGACAACGAACACACUCACACACACCACACAGUGACUUCAGUGCAGAUGGUGUGUUUCAAUCACAUACCUCAGGUUUAAAACGUUGUUUUAGCAGCAUAGACCAAAACAACCCACAGUGUAAUGGGGUCGGCAUGGCCAUGUGGGAGGAGCAUUGUCACGGUUAUUCAAAUGGGAAAUGUAAGAAGGACUGUGGCUACCUGGACCCUGAGGGAUGGAAGACAGCCCUGAGCUCUGUCUAUGUGAUGCUGGUGUUUGGUAUCACUUCAUUUGUCAUGGUACUGGUGCAUGAGAGGGUGCCUGACAUGCAAACCUACCCACCCUUGCCUGAUAUUUUUCUUGACAGUGUACCUAGAAUUCCUUGGGCUUUCGCCAUGGCCGAGGCCUGUGCUCUCAUCCUGUGCUGCAUAUUACUGCUAAUACUGCUGUUGCACAAGCACAGAUCUAUCCUCUUUCGUAGAUUCUGUAGUUUAACAGGGACUGUGUUCCUGCUUCGCUGUGUCACCAUGUUCGUCACCUCCCUGUCUGUCCCAGGACAUCAUCUACAGUGCACAGGGAAGAUGUAUGGUGAUAUCUGGGCAAAAAUCCUGCGCGCGUUACAGAUUUGGAGCGGCUUGGGUAUGUCCCUGACAGGGGUUCACACGUGUGGAGAUUACAUGUUCAGUGGGCACACGGUGGUUCUUACCAUGCUCAACUUCUUUGUCACGGAGUACACUCCACGUAACUGGCACAUUUUGCAUACUUUGGCAUGGGUGCUGAAUCUGUUUGGGGUAUUCUUCAUCCUAGCUGCCCACGAACACUACUCCAUUGAUGUUUUCAUCGCCUUCUACCUCACAACUCGAUUGUUCCUGUACUAUCAUACGCUGGCCAACACACGGGCAUAUCAGCACAGCCGACGAGCUCGCAUCUGGUUUCCCAUGUUUUCUUUUUUCGAGUGCAACGUCAAUGGUCCUAUCCCCAAUGAGUACUGCUGGCCCUUCUCCAGGCCUGCCUUCAUGAAAACACUCAUUGGCUAGAAAGAACGUGUGUGUAUAUCACAGCUUGGCUGUCUAGAUUGAUUGUCUGAUAGAUUUACACUGUCAAAAAGAACAAGAUAUUUAUACUUUUUUUGGGGGGGGAUGAAUGGCAGCAUUUGCUGUCAGUACUUUGCUGUCAGCUUAAGAGAAUCUUUUGUGUAUUGGACUAAAACACUAAUCUUGUACUAGUCGGUACCAAUUGGGCAUAUGACCGCUCCUGUGAAGGAGAACUGAAGUCCAGGGUUCUUUCUUAUCUUAUUUGGUAAUAGAUAUUUAUUGGACAUCUGAACUAGCAUGUUUAGCCAGCUGUUCACUGCACAUUACAGUAUGGACACUGAAACUCCAAGUAGGUGGUUAAGAUGUAUUCAGUGUUGCACAUUAUUAUUAUUUUUUAUUUAAUGUAAGUUUUUGUAAUGUAAAAUUAUAUUGUUGUCAAAACAAAGAAAGUCAGUUGUUUACA
Tachysurus fulvidraco (yellow catfish) is the source of this 2226-nucleotide messenger RNA. RefSeq names its product sterile alpha motif domain containing 8 (gene samd8a). Lineage: Eukaryota; Metazoa; Chordata; Actinopteri; Siluriformes; Bagridae. Gene Ontology annotation, molecular function: ceramide cholinephosphotransferase activity; sphingomyelin synthase activity; protein binding. The transcript is spliced from 6 exons. Gene Ontology annotation, biological process: ceramide biosynthetic process. Bases 519 to 1766 code for a protein of 415 amino acids. Gene Ontology annotation, cellular component: endoplasmic reticulum membrane; Golgi membrane. The record is from RefSeq and is a predicted model, not a curated record.